AUGCAGAGCAUCCGCCAACUGACCGACCUCGAGCAGUCUCGCCUGGAGGAAUGGCUGGGGGGCGAGGGCGUCACCCUCAGCUUGCGCUCGCGCCGCGACACCUACUCCGACGUGCGCCCCGUGGCAGAGAUCCUCAAGAAGGUGCAUCCAGCCAUAGAGCUGAGGUGCUACACCGCAGCCAGCAGCUUCGCGCGUCGCCUGCAGAACUGGGAGGUCUUCGCCUUCCGCGAGCUGAGGAAACUCGGCCUCCGGCUGAGGGCGGAGGAUCUCAAGCAGUUGGCCGAGGGCAGGCCGGGCGCUGUCGACUGGCUGCUGUUCAGCCUCAUCGGCCAGCAGAAUGUGCGCCCGAGCGCCACUCGGCUCGCACCCCGAUCCAUCUCCCUGGGUGCGAUGUGCCGCAGCCGCUUCGUGUCCUUCGCCAACGCUGCGUCCAGCCGGACAUUGGACAAGGAUUGGAGGACUUAG
This is a messenger RNA of Drosophila subobscura, 465 nucleotides long. RefSeq lists its product as uncharacterized. The record is from RefSeq and is a predicted model, not a curated record. The coding region runs from base 1 to 465 and encodes 154 amino acids. Lineage: Eukaryota; Metazoa; Arthropoda; Insecta; Diptera; Drosophilidae. The transcript has a single exon.